CACAGUUUCCCUCCCCCAAAACUACUUUCCCACAAACCCAGACCAGAGCAGCUUGCGUCUAUCGUUUCUUUUCUUGUUGGCCUUCUCCUUGCCUUGCUUUUGCUUGCUCGUUGCUUCUUGAGCUCGAGCCCGCCCCUUCUGCGCCUUGCCCAAGUCUCUGUGUGUUUUUUAUAGGCUUGAGAGCUUGGAAUAGCGGGGGGUGGAGGAAGCGGAAGAGGAGCUUCGUUUUGUGUUCUAGAGGGAGUCAUGUUCCAUGGCGGCAGGCCUCUGUCCCUCCGGGGGUCUCUCAAGGCGCUUGAAGCUGAUAUCCACCAUGCCAACACCCUGGCGCAUGCUAUACACAGGGCGUAUGGGGGUGCCUGCGUGCAGAUGAGGCUGUCCUACAGCUCCAUGGCUCCAAUCUUUCUCAACCUUAUCCAAUGGAUGGACUGCAGCUGCUCCCUGUCAUACACGCUCCCUAGCUACCUUGGCCUGCUCGAGGUUCUCGUCUACAAGGUUUAUGUCGAUGAAGAUGCCUCCAUAUCCACCAUAGAAAGGAGGGCGAGCCUGAAGGAAUUCUACACUAUCAUAUACCCUUUCUUGCAACAACUGGAGGACAACUUGAUGGACAAGGACUGCAAGGACAAAGGGUGGUCUGCUGCUGCCGCCGCCGGCGGCGGCGGCGGUCGGAAGCUUGUUGCCGAAGAUGACAGGGAGGAUGAGUGUGGCAUUUGCCUGGAGACCUGCACCAAGAUGGUCCUUCCGAAUUGCAACCAUGCCAUGUGCAUCAACUGUUACCGAGACUGGUACACAAGGUCCCAGUCAUGCCCGUUCUGCCGCGGGAGCCUGAAGAGGGUCCGGUCCAGAGACCUGUGGGUGCUCACCGGCGACGACGACGUGAUCGACACGGUGACGCUGGAGAAGGAGAACGUGAAGCACUUCCUCAGCUUCAUCGACAGCCUGCCCCUGAUCGUCCCCGACAACAUGCUGCUGGUCUACUACGACUACCUAGUCUAGCAAGGCUCCUCCCCCCACCCCCCACUCUGAAGCUCUGGAAGAGGAAGGGGGUCUGGGAAGAAGACGCGGCGUACAAGCGACAAGGGUUACCCGCAGCCGACCAUCCUCUGCGGAUCGAGUUGGCAAAGCGAAGCCGUUGCCGACCAACAGACGAUACUCUCGUGGGCAUGCCACGCCGUUGCGCUGGCUUUAUUGCAUGGUGGCGUUGCUCGCUGUAAUGGUUGUAAAUAAAGAAGGAAAAUGUCUCGGGUUUUAUAUAUAAUAUACUAGCUUGACAUUUCUCGUCUGGCGAAUUGCCGGACUGUUCAGAAUGAAGAAAUCAGGGGGCCUCUACUUCUCUGCUCUAU
Molecule: messenger RNA, 1343 nt
Organism: Zea mays
Lineage: Eukaryota; Viridiplantae; Streptophyta; Magnoliopsida; Poales; Poaceae
Product: putative RING zinc finger domain superfamily protein
Exons: 5
Coding region: 247-996 (249 amino acids)
Biological process (GO): protein ubiquitination
Molecular function (GO): ubiquitin protein ligase activity
Source: RefSeq, marked provisional